Messenger RNA from Armigeres subalbatus, 1748 nucleotides. Its product is annotated as transcription factor grauzone-like. Bases 82 to 1584 code for a protein of 500 amino acids. The transcript has 2 exons. Gene Ontology annotation, molecular function: DNA-binding transcription factor activity; zinc ion binding. Lineage: Eukaryota; Metazoa; Arthropoda; Insecta; Diptera; Culicidae. Gene Ontology annotation, cellular component: nucleus. The record is from RefSeq and is a predicted model, not a curated record.
AUUUUACAGUGUUUACAAACAAGAAGUGAAUUACGAGAAAAUAAAUUAAAUGAAAUUUAUUCGGCCCUCAACAUCGAAAAAAUGGAAAACUCGUCGCCCUUAGGUUGUCGUUUAUGCCUGGAUCCGUUUGCGGAUAAUUUUGAUUCCAUCGAUAACUUGAAAGAACAGAUGGAGAAGGUGUUCCAAUUUGCGAUAGUUUCCAAACAAGGAUUUUCCACCAUCGUUUGCCAGAGUUGUUCUUACAAGGUUUGCGAAUUCUACAAGUACUCGGAAAAAGUGCGAGUCAAUCAGGAAUUGCUGGCCACAGACACAAAACAUGCUUCUGAGUUACCAUCAAAUGACAUCAAAGCAGAACCAACUAUACCGAUUAAUGUCGUUGAAGACAUUCAUUGCGAGAUAAACUCUACUGGCGACAAACAACUGGAUCUCAAAGAAGAAUCGGAAGCGGAACUAGUAGAUGAUGGCCAAUGCCAAAGCGACGAUUCGUAUAAGCCACCUGUUCAAACCAGCAACGCUAAACGAAAAGGACGACGUCGGCGACAGCCACAGUCCAGUGAAGAUUCGGAUUCCUUCGACUCUGAGGACGAUGUCAAAUUGCGACCUAAAAGGAAGCUAACAAGUAAUCCUAAGUCCCGAGAACAGCGGGAAAAGGAUGAGAAGCUGAUAAACGAGUUUUACCGCAUGAUGUGCGAUGUGUGCAGUUUUGUUUCGGAAGAUUAUGAAUCGUUACGUCAACACUUCAGAGACGACCAUGGACGGAAAAGUUUUGUGACUUGCUGCAAAAAGAAGUUAACGUCCCGAAAAAUGCUCCUUGACCACAUCGCAUAUCACAAGAAUCCAAAUGUGUUCCAAUGUGACCAAUGUAAUAAAUCCUAUAAAAACGUUGAUUACCUUAAGGUGCAUAAAGAAAACAUUCACAGUAGUGAAGACAAGGAACAAUCCUUCGGAUGUGACGAGUGUGACAAAAGCUUUUCGAAGAAGUAUCAACUGAAGCAACAUCAGGAGAAACAUAAAAAGAUUCAAUGCCAAAUUUGCAACAGGUUCCUUUCGACCAGCCUUACGCUCAAUGCGCACAUGGCGAACAUGCACAGUGAAAAGAACCGCAUUAUGGUGUGUGACUUUUGCGGGCAAGAGUUUUUGAACAAGUUUUGCUUCGAUCGACACUUGGACAAGCACAAAGGAAUAGAAGUACCGAAGUUGCAGUGUCAGAUCUGUCAGAAAUGGUACAGAGGCGAACGGAACCUGCAAGGUCACAUCGAGAACUCGCACAACCAGAAGGGACGCCAGUUCCAGUGUGAUAUUUGCCACAAGUACUACCCGAAUGAUCGAACGAUGAAAAAGCAUAAGCGGGAUGUGCAUGUGGAGGAGCGGUUUGAGUGCGAAUUCUGUGGCAAACGGUUUAAGCAGUCGUUUAACUUGAAGGAACAUCGGACGACCCACACCGGCGAGGUGUUGUAUUCGUGCGAUUAUUGUGGCGUUACGAAGAACUCUCGUGCUAAUUUAUACGUGCAUGUCAAGCAGAAGCACCCGAUGGAAUGGGCCGAGAGGAAACGGCAACAGGCAGAAGCAAAUGCAACUAUGUGAGGGGUUACGACCACGGGGCUAGAAUAUUCAAAGGUGGCUGGUUCUACAUAUGAGAGGCAACAUUUGUCGUUUUUAAAUAGAAUGGUGUUUUGUAUCAAUUUCGAUGUGGCUCAACUUUUAACAGCAACUUGUGAGUUACUGUAAAGCUGUGAAUAUUUAAUUUA